Molecule: messenger RNA, 1485 nt
Organism: Nakaseomyces glabratus
Lineage: Eukaryota; Fungi; Ascomycota; Saccharomycetes; Saccharomycetales; Saccharomycetaceae
Gene: HAS1
Product: ATP-dependent RNA helicase HAS1
Biological process (GO): maturation of LSU-rRNA from tricistronic rRNA transcript (SSU-rRNA, 5.8S rRNA, LSU-rRNA)
Cellular component (GO): nucleolus
Molecular function (GO): RNA helicase activity; nucleic acid binding; ATP binding
Source: RefSeq, a predicted model, not a curated record
AUGGCUCAAACUAAGAGGUCUAGGGACGAGUCCGAGAAGGAAGAAGUGGUUGUUAAGGCCGAUGUUGAGAGUUCCGAUGUUGAUCAUAGUUUCAAGUCCUUGAACUUAUCUCAGCCUACCAUGCGUGCUAUUGAAAAGAUGGGGUUCAGCAAGAUGACGCCGGUUCAGGCCAGAACUAUUCCACCAUUGAUGGCUGGUAGAGAUGUUUUGGGUGCUGCCAAGACUGGUUCUGGUAAGACACUAGCGUUCUUGCUUCCAACUAUCGAGCUUUUGCACUCUUUGAAAUUCAAGCCAAGAAAUGGUACUGGUGUUAUCAUUAUCACCCCAACUAGAGAACUAGCUUUGCAAAUCUUUGGUGUUGUUAGAGAACUAAUGGAAUUCCAUUCCCAAACUUUUGGUAUUGUAAUUGGUGGUGCUAACAGAAGACAAGAAGCGGAAAAGUUGAUGAAAGGUGUGAACUUGUUGGUCGCAACUCCGGGUAGAUUAUUGGAUCAUUUACAAAACACCAAAGGUUUUAUUUUCAAAAACUUGAAAGCUUUGGUUAUUGAUGAAGCUGAUAGAAUUCUAGAAAUUGGUUUCGAGGAUGAAAUGAGACAAAUUAUCAAGAUUUUGCCAAACGAGGAUAGACAGAGUAUGUUAUUCUCUGCUACACAAACCACCAAGGUUGAAGAUUUGAGUAGAAUAUCUCUGAGACCAGGUCCAUUGUUUAUCAACGUGGUUUCGGAGCACGAUUCCUCUACCGCCGACGGUCUUGAGCAAGGUUACGUUGUAUGUGAAAGUGACAAGAGAUUCCUACUGUUGUUCUCAUUUUUGAAAAGGAACCAAAAGAAGAAGAUCAUUGUCUUUCUAUCAUCUUGUAACUCAGUCAAAUACUAUGCUGAAUUGCUAAAUUAUAUUGAUUUGCCUGUCCUUGAACUUCACGGUAAGCAAAAACAACAAAAGAGAACAAACACAUUCUUUGAAUUCUGUAACGCAGAGAGAGGUAUACUAAUUUGUACAGAUGUGGCUGCUAGAGGGUUGGAUAUUCCAGCCGUUGACUGGAUUAUUCAAUUUGAUCCUCCUGAUGAUCCAAGAGAUUACAUUCACAGAGUUGGUAGAACCGCUAGAGGUACAAAUGGUAAAGGUAAAUCACUUAUGUUUUUGAUUCCAAAUGAAUUGGGCUUCCUAAGAUACUUGAAGGCUGCUAAGGUUCCUUUAAAUGAAUAUGAAUUUCCAACGAACAAGAUUGCCAACGUUCAAUCUCAACUGGAGAAACUUAUAAAAUCAAACUAUUAUUUGCAUCAAACUGCUAAGGAUGGUUAUAGAUCUUAUCUACAGGCAUACGCAUCCCACUCUCUAAAAACCGUAUACCAAAUUGAUAAACUAGACCUUGCAAAGGUAGCCAAAUCAUAUGGUUUCCCAGUUCCUCCAAAAGUUAAUAUAACAAUUGGUGCAAGCGGUAAAACGCCGACAGUAGUCAAGAAGAGAAAAACUCAUAAGCAUUGA